GGAGCCUGAUGAUCAGUGCAGCCUGCAGAUCCUCCAGUCAGAGGCUGAACCCGGCAGAGAAAGAAGAGAGAAAAAACCCUCUUUGACCUGCGCAGGACACCGUGGAGGCAGACAGGUUCGACCGGGCAGAUGGAGAUCCACAUGAUUGACACGGGGAUCUCGAAAUGACGUCAGCCGGAGGCGCUGCCUUCCAGGAGCGCGUCGGCAGAGAGGGAGAGCGGCGCGGCGCGGCGCGGCGCGGCGGAGAGCGGAGCGCGCCUCCAGACCCGACAGAGGGACUCCACCGGCGGCUCACACAGCGGUUACUCGAUGCGCCACUCAUGCGUAACGCACACUGGCAACCUCUCCAGAGCGUUUUACAGACAGAAUGAAAACAGCGUAAAGCCAAACGGACCCGAGCUCUGCAGCUAAAAAUCAGAUUUUCAGUGUCUAACAUCGAGGGAGGACAGGAACAGAGGCUGGAGGACACCUGUCUCUGAUUAGGACCAGAGAGGCAUCUCCUAUUACAAAAAGUCAUUUUUCAUUUUUUAAAAUAACAAAUAAAAGCGAAGAUCAAGGGAACAUAAAGACUAAAGGACUGUAAAGUAAACAGCAACCACAGUACUGUGUUUGGAGAGCUUUAGCACCAAGAGCCCUCAUUUCCAUUUUCAGAGAAGUCUUCUGGAGUGAAGUCUGUGUAUUUUUUAAGUCAAGAGGGAGGUAAGAACGCAAGUUGUUGGGUUCUGAGAUGAAAAGAUGUGAAAUUGCUGCCAGUAAAUUAAGCAGAGGAUCACUUGUGAUGAAAUAAGCGCUGAUCCUCCAUCAGCCUGACCUUUUCUCCUGCCUUACAACUCAGGCUCCCCCCUGACUGAUGAGGGAAGAUGUUAGAAACCGAGCUUUAAUUCAACUCUACUUUUUAAAAAUAUUUUUUCCUUUUGAAAAUGUUGCCAGUGAAAACACCUUGAUCUGAACUCGUACAUCCGUGGAAACAUGAUGGAAAACGUGACCCAUCUAAGAGGUGAGCUGCCGGUUUGCAACGACUCGGUGGACCCGUCGGGGAACAGCUCCGACCUGAACUGCAUCAUCCCGUACUUCAACGCCGACCUCUACAUCAUCCUGCCAAUCAUCUACUCUGUCAUCUGCGCCGUGGGACUGACGGGCAACAUGGCUGUCAUAUACGUCAUCCUCAAAGCUCCGAAGAUGAAGACGGUCACCAACAUGUUCAUCCUGAACUUGGCCAUUGCAGACGACUUGUUCACCCUGGUGUUGCCGAUCAGCAUAGCUGACCAUCUGCUGAACUACUGGCCGUUUGGUGAAGUUUUGUGCAAAGUCAUCCUCAGCAUUGACCACUACAACAUAUUCUCCAGCAUCUACUUCCUGACGGUUAUGAGCAUCGAUCGCUAUCUGGUUGUCUGGGCAACGGUCAGUUCCAAGCGCAUGCCGUACCGCACCUACAGAGCGGCCAAAAUCAUCUCGUUUUGCGUCUGGCUUCUCGUCAUCUUCAUCGUCAUGCCCUUCACCGUUUUCGCCGGCGUCUACGUGAAUCCACACGACGGCAGGAAGAGCUGCGUGCUGCUCCUGCCGAUGCCGGAGGCUCUGUGGGUCAAAAUGAGCCGGAUCUACACGCUCAUCCUGGGCUUCGCCAUUCCUGUCUCAACCAUCUGCAUUUUGUACACCAUGAUGCUCUACAAGUUGCGGAACAUGAGGCUGAACAGCAACGCCAAGGCUCUGGACAAGGCGAAGAAGAAGGUCACCAUCAUGGUCUUCAUCGUGGUGGCCGUGUGCUUGUUCUGCUGGACGCCGUACCACCUGAGCACCAUCGUGGUUCUGACGACGGACCUGAGCAGCACGCCUCUGGUGAUCGGGAUCUCCUACUUCAUAACCAGCCUGAGCUACGCCAACUCCUGUCUCAACCCGUUCCUGUACGCCUUCCUGGACGACAGCUUCACAAAAGCGUUUAAGAAGAUGAUGGAAUGCAGGCCGGCCUGAACGUGGGAGACCCUGGACCUGACUUUAAACUCUGCGCUGUAUUUUUUAAAGCUAGGAGGCAAAAAGUGGAGGUGAAAUGAUAAAGAUGGACUUUUGGUUUUUGUUGCUAGUUAAAACUGCGGUGUAUUUGUUGAAACUGUCAGUUUGUUGUGACAGUAUGCUAUGAGACAGAUAACAGAAAACAUCUGUCUCCUUUGCCGUCUCCCAGUGCUAGAAACCACCAAUCAGGUUGAGUCUUAGUGUUGUCAAUCAUGCCCAUGUGUGCACCACCCACUUACCUCCCCUUGCUCUCUGCGUCGCCCUGUUAAGGCAGCCUGUCAUGAAUGCUAAGGCUAAUUAGCAUGGCUACUGAUGACGACGGUUUUCCUGUAAUGGUGAGUUGUUUCGCAAAUUUAGCAGCACGUACAAGAGGAUGAUUGGCAGCACUAAGACCCUCCCCCUGGCUCUGAUUGGUUGUUUUCGGUGCAGCAGCAGCUCAGAGAGGAGGAGAAGGUGAUUGAUCUUUUCACAGAGUAUCUGUUUCAUAUUCUGCUGUCCAGACAUGGUGACCGUUUUAACAAAUAAGUAAAAAAAAAACAUUUUGUUAAAUAAAAGUUCCAAUGUGCAGCUUUAAAACUAAUCUCUUACUGAAUCUGUUUUGUUAGCUCCACAUUGUAUCUGCACAAAGUUUCAUUUGGUUAAAAAAAGGAAAAAACAAAACAAGUUUUACUGGAAUAACUAAUAAAUUUCAUUAGAUAAAUCGUAAGAAGCAGAGAGAACAAACAUCUGUUAUUGUUCAUGAAAAGCUGCUUGGCUUCUCCACUUCUGUUAUUCUGGAGGUAAAAGUGGAAACAAAUUAAGAAUUUUGUCAUUUCAGCAACCAGCUUCUCUGUUAAGACACUUUGCCCCAUGUAGCGUUUAUGGAAGUUAUCACACAGUGGGAAACAUUGUAUUAAACAGAUAAAGACAAAAGAAAACUCCAUGUACUUUCUGACUGGAACAGAUGGAUGGCAGAACGGGUCACCUGUACUGGACACUGUCUGCUCUUCUGGGACUAAAGAAGAACUUUUAAGGCUCAAACGUGAUCAGUCACAGUUGGAAGGUAGCAUGAUGGGAUUUUUAUUUUCACAGCUUUUGUGUUUGAGUUAUUUGAUCUUAUAUGCAAAGAAACUGAAUUUUGCUUUUCCCAAACAGAGCCGUGUUAGUGCAGACGCUAACAUUCAGGUUUUGUCUUUCAACAAACGGGAUAAAAGCAGGAAAAAUUAACUCAGCAUUUCUAAAAGAUCAAUGGAUUUUUCCUGCGUGUGUGUGUGUCUGUGUGUGUGUGUUUAUCCGUCAUGUGAAUUGUUUUUUGUAACUCAGAAAUGCACCUUACCGACCCUGGCAGCUGUACUGUAAGCCUAACAUACACCAGGCAUGGGACAGGAGGGCUAUUUCAACUUGUGUCUGUUUCUCUGCACAGAUUGUUGUGUUGGUGAGCUUUUGCUGCCCCCUGUUGCUGACAGGUGGUUUAACCUAACAUGCAGCCGAGCCAUUUGUUGAGAAGCUUUUUGCCAAGUCAGUAGGUGCCAUGUGUAUUUCUAUUAUCACUUCAUUGCUAAUGUCAUUAGUAACACCAGUAAUACUGUUAGUUAUUAUUCUAACACAUCAUUUAUUUGGAGCUAGAGAAAUCUAUACAGUUUGUUGUACAUAAGUAAAUACCAGAAUUAGAGUUUUAAGAUAAGAGUUAAAGGUAAUUUAGUAUCAGUUAAAUCAUGGAGUGCCUGUAAAAUCCCUGAAUUGUGCAGCAGAGAAUGGAGGACAGGGCUCUGACUGCAUCAACAGACUGAUAAAUACUGUAAAUAGAUGAGCCUUUUGUAUUUAUCUGUACAGAAGAAUGUAUAGUCAUAGUAUUAUAUGAUUAUAAAAUCCUAAAGAAAUAUUCAGCUUAAAGUGGCGUUUCAUGAAUGAAAACUUAUCUGAGUUUGCAGUCAUGAAUCAUUAUUUAAUGCAUACUGUAAGAAUAAUCACAGUGCAUUAUUAGAAAUGUUUAUGUUGGAGCUGCCUUUAGUUCCCAAUAACUUAAGAAAUAUAACUUUAUUUUCCCAGUUGCAAUCAUGUAUUUUUGGAUUUUGAAUCAUGUAUUUUUUGGAAUCAUUAGAACUGCGCAGAAAGAUUAGAUUUUUAUAGAUCCAGUGUACAAUAAAACAACAUGCAUAACA
Messenger RNA from Poecilia latipinna (sailfin molly), 4148 nucleotides. RefSeq names its product neuropeptides B/W receptor 2b (gene npbwr2b). Lineage: Eukaryota; Metazoa; Chordata; Actinopteri; Cyprinodontiformes; Poeciliidae. Gene Ontology annotation, cellular component: plasma membrane; neuron projection. The transcript has 2 exons. Bases 970 to 1968 code for a protein of 332 amino acids. Gene Ontology annotation, molecular function: neuropeptide receptor activity; neuropeptide binding. The record is from RefSeq and is a predicted model, not a curated record. Gene Ontology annotation, biological process: neuropeptide signaling pathway.